Mesorhabditis belari is the source of this 231-nucleotide messenger RNA. The record is from the annotation of a GenBank genome assembly. Lineage: Eukaryota; Metazoa; Nematoda; Chromadorea; Rhabditida; Rhabditidae.
AUGCGCUCGUUCUCUUUCAAUCUGCCUGUUGGCGGGAACAAAGAAUACGGAUUAAAUCGAGCAAAUCUGGGAAGCGUGAUCAGCUUGUCGCAGAGUAGCGUGACAUACAUCUCCAGGAACAUUGUGUUCGAGAGUCCUGAACCACGACACGUUGCGCGAUCACUCUUCACCGCUCAACGAGCUGUCCGUGGCCCAAUAAUGGUGGAGCUGACGGUGCUUUUGAGUUGCUCC